GGACAUGGGCGAGCACCCCAGCCCGGGCCCCGCCGUGGCCGCCUGCGCCGAGGCGGAACGCAUCGAGGAGCUGGGACCUGAGGCCGACGAGCGGCCGCCCGCGGCGCCUGAGGACCACUGGAAAGUCCUGUUUGAUCAGUUUGACCCUGGGAACACGGGCUACAUCAGCGCGGGCAAGUUCCGGAGCCUUCUGGAGAGCCACAGCUCCAAGCUGGACCCACACAAAAGGGAGGUGCUCCUGGCUCUCGCCGAUAGCCACGCGGAUGGGCAGAUCUGCUACCAGGACUUUGUCAGCCUGAUGAGCAACAAGCGGUCCAACAGCUUCCGCCAGGCCAUCCUGCAGGGGAACCGCAGGCUCUGCAGCAAGGCCCUUCUGGAGGAGAAGGGCCUCAACCUCUCCCAGCGCCUGAUCCGCCACGUGGCCUACGAGACCUUGCCCCGGGAGAUUGACCGAAAGUGGUACUACGACAGCUACACCUGCUGCCCCCCGCCCUGGUUCAUGAUCACAGUCACACUGCUGGAGGUUGCCUUUUUCCUCUACAACGGGGUGUCACUGAAUCAGUUUGUGCUCCAGGUAACCCACCCACGAUACUUGAAGAACUCACUGGUGUACCACCCUCAGCUCCGAGCACAGGCUUGGCGCUACCUGACCUACAUCUUCAUGCAUGCAGGGAUUGAACACCUAGGUCUCAAUGUGGUGCUGCAGCUCCUGGUGGGGGUGCCCCUGGAGAUGGUGCAUGGAGCAACCCGCAUUGCGCUAGUGUAUGUGGCUGGUGUUGUGGCAGGUUCCUUGGCAGUGUCUGUGGCUGACAUGACUGCACCAGUCGUGGGCUCCUCAGGAGGAGUGUAUGCACUCGUCUCUGCCCAUCUAGCCAAUAUUGUGAUGAACUGGUCAGGCAUGAAGUGCCAGUUCAAGCUGCUGCGCAUGGGUGUGGCCUUGAUCUGUAUGAGCAUGGAGUUUGGACGGGCCGUGUGGCUCCGAUUCCACCCAUCAGCCUAUCCCCCAUGCCCUCACCCGAGCUUCGUGGCACACUUGGGUGGCGUGGCUGUGGGCAUCACCCUGGGCCUGGUGGUCCUGAGGAACUACGAGCAGCGGCUUCAGGACCAGACGCUGUGGUGGAUUUUUGUUGCCAUGUACACCAUCUUUGUGCUGUUUGCUGUCUUCUGGAACAUCUUUGCCUACACUCUGCUGGACUUAAAGUUGCCACCACCCCCUUAAGGGGCUGGAGGACUGAGAGUGGGGGAGGGAGGGCAGGGAGAAGCAGCAUCAGAAAGGUGUGUCUGUUCAUUUUUACAUCACCAGCUCAGUGAGGCCAGAAGACAGGGACCAGAGAUGCUGGAACAUUAUAGUAUUUAUGUUCAGACUUGAACAGAGAGUAAAUGUCCUUUUAUGAAAAGUACAUGCUGGAGGAGUUGGGUGCUGCUACUGUUGUUUUCCUAGGCUGUUCUGAUGUCGUCAGGCUGUGGUGCAUGUGAGUGUGGUCUGCCAUAUGUUCAGAGGUCCCUUCCCUUGUCACAGAUGGAGAACAGCAGCCUUCUCCUUCAUCCCCUACCCUGAGAGACCCUAAAAGAAGAAGGCCUGAGGGUAUAGGAACCAGGCAGGCCCUUGUCUGGUCCAGAAGUUGUUACAAACUAUUGGAGUUCUGAAGUAGGUCUGGUCUGGACGGCCUCAUGUUUGACAUGCCAGCAUUGGUCUGGGGGAGGCCAGAGUAUGCCCCUGUGUCUGCUGGCUGUCUUUAGCGGUAGUAUGUGCAGAGGAGGAAGAUGCUCUAACUCCCGGCCUCAACCUUGCCCUGGGGAUACCCAGAGAUGAACCCAAACAGGAGAGAAUAAACUUCGUUCCUAGUUCCACGCUGUCAGCUGUGUCUAAAAACUUUUGUGAUCUGUUUCACACACACCUCAGACAACACCCUCUCCCAACCAUGGCUUCCAAGCAAGGUUGUCCAGUGGUGACAACAGUCAUUUUGCUAGACCCAGGUCUCCAGCCCCAAGCCAGAGAGAGAUCUCUGGUGAGAGAGGUUUGCUUUUUGUUGUCUGACUUCCUGCUCAGCAGAUCCCUUUGUUCCAGUGUUCCCAGCAUCUUGCCACUAGCUCCCUCCCAGCCCUGAUUACUCUUCUACCCUUGUCCAAUGCUCCCUGGAAAGCAGAGGCUGGUAUAACUCUUCAGGCUGUGGAGGGAGAGCAGCAUUGCCUCCACAGGAAACAGGAACUAAAAGCAGGGGAUUCCCCAAACUGCAUAGACUUGCUCCCUUGUUUAAAAGGAAGAGGAGUCAUAGAAACUAGGGAGAGGAAAACAACCCUUCAAAGGAGAAAUUUGGCUUUAAUGACACCAUUAAUCAUUCGUUUUUUAAUUAGGAAAGGCUCCCUAAUGAGGCUCUUUUGACAGCCAAGAGAACUCUCAAUUUCCAUGAGAAUCAUUCUUGCCCAGAAAACUGGGGGAGUCAUCAUUCAGCAAGCUCAUAUCUUCCUUCUGUGCCCAGUUUUGUUUGCAAAUAAUGCAGAUUCCUGAGUGCAAUGGAAACCCCUUUCUAGCAUUGUAAGUGUUGUAAGUGCUGACUGGAAAGCACCCAUACUCCUCUGCCUUAAAAUAACAGUGCCCCACACUGAACUCCCCCGUAAAGACUUGAGUAAGUGGAAAAACAAAACAAGCUGCAAUGUUUGUUUCUAAAUAUUUUUGUAUUGUGUACAUUCUGUAUAUUUUUGUUGUAACAUAUUAUUUGAGCACAGAUUCCAUUAAAGAUUUUUUUUAAGCCA
Erinaceus europaeus (western European hedgehog) is the source of this 2754-nucleotide messenger RNA. RefSeq names its product rhomboid like 3 (gene RHBDL3). Lineage: Eukaryota; Metazoa; Chordata; Mammalia; Eulipotyphla; Erinaceidae. The coding region runs from base 5 to 1219 and encodes 404 amino acids. Gene Ontology annotation, cellular component: membrane. Gene Ontology annotation, molecular function: calcium ion binding; serine-type endopeptidase activity. The record is from RefSeq and is a predicted model, not a curated record. The transcript has 9 exons.